This is a messenger RNA of Prionailurus viverrinus (fishing cat), 4687 nucleotides long. It is a transcript of the gene EEIG1, whose product is annotated as estrogen-induced osteoclastogenesis regulator 1. The transcript has 11 exons. Lineage: Eukaryota; Metazoa; Chordata; Mammalia; Carnivora; Felidae. Bases 828 to 1982 code for a protein of 384 amino acids. The record is from RefSeq and is a predicted model, not a curated record.
CACAGCGUCGGGCCCGGGCUGCCGCGUCCGGAGCGCAGGCGGCGGCGCUGCUGCUCGCGGGGUGCUGGGCAGAGUUGGCGAGCGAGGCGGGUGCCACCGGCCGGCCGGAAAGGCGCCUCAGCUCCGCGGGGCCCGCGGCGCGGGACCCAGGACCGAAGAGGAGGCGGCGCCCCGGCUGCCCGGGCCUGGUGCCCGCCCGGAGGGGGCCGCGGCCGGCCGUUCCCGGCCGGGAGUGUCCCCAUCGCGCCUCCCGGAGAGGCCCCCAGAGCUCCCGGUCGCCCCCUGGGGGUGCCCUCAGCAGCCCCGGACUCACCUGCUAGGGCCGCCCCGCUCCCAGGUGCGGGGGCGUGUGCGCGGCGAGGGCGCCUCCCCCGGCCGCCAGCGGGGCGGGGGCGGGGCCGCCCGCCGCCCUCGGCCUCCCCGGUCCGCCAGCCGCGCCUGGUAGCGCGGCUGAGAGCUCCCCGGGGACCGCGGUGCGGGAUGCUGCCCUCCAGCGCGGCCGGUCUCUCGCCGCCUGCCACCCUUACCCCUGCCUCCUGGGCCAUGCCCCGCUGUUUACAUGCCGGUGAAGCCCCCGGCCACUCUGAGCCCCUCCGAGCCCCGGCUCCCCGACGGUGAAGCCAGCCGGCCCGCGAACUGGACUGGUCGCUCAGACCUGGGCCCUCCGGACUCAGAUCUCCGCCCGCUCGGCCGCCUUCGCCACCAUCUGGGCGGGAUCCGGCUCUGAUGUUUUGAGGAGGGGGUGUGGUGUAGGGAAAGGAAUCCUGGGGAUUUCUGGCUUCCCCCCUUUUUUGGCCUUCGGGGCUUCAGACUCAGGGAACUCGCUCAUGGCUUUCUUGAUGAAGAAGAAGAAAUUCAAAUUUCAAACCACUUUCACCCUGGAGGAGCUGACUGCGGUCCCCUUCGUGAACGGAGUCCUCUUCUGCAAAGUCCGGCUGCUGGAUGGCGGGGAUUUUGUCAGCUUGUCGUCAAGGGAGGAGGUGCGGGAAAACUGCGUGCGGUGGCGGAAGAGGUUCACCUUCGUGUGUAAGAUGAGCGCCAACCCGGCCACCGGCCUGCUGGACCCCUGCAUCUUCCGUGUGUCGGUGCGCAAGGAGCUGAAAGGCGGGAAGGCUUAUUCCAAGCUGGGCUUCGCCGACUUGAACCUGGCCGAAUUCGCAGGCUCAGGCUCCACAGUGCGCUGCUGCCUGCUGGAGGGAUAUGACACGAAGAACACCCGUCAGGACAACUCCAUCCUCAAGGUCACCAUCGGAAUGCUCCUGCUCUCCGGAGACCCCUGCUUUAAGACGCCGCCGUCCACCGCCAAGUCCAUCUCCGUCCCGGGCCAGGACUCCUCCCUGCAGCUGACGCGCAAGGGCGGUGGGACCGGCAGCGGCGGCGGUGGCACCAACUCCCUGACGGGAUCCCGGCCCCCCAAGGCGAGGCCCACCAUCCUCAGCUCAGGGGUGCCAGAGGAGGCCGAACAGAACCUGUCCAGCCCCGAGGAGGUGUUCCACUCCGGUCACUCCCGCAACUCCAGCUACGCCAGCCAGCAGUCCAAGAUCUCUGGCUACAGCACAGAACACUCGCGCUCCUCCAGCCUCUCGGACUUGACGCACCGCCGCAACACGUCGACGAGCAGCAGCGCCUCGGGCGGCCUCAGCAUGACUGUGGAGGGCCCCGAGGGCGGGGAGCGGGAGCACCGGCCCCCCGAGAAGCCGCCGCGGCCGCCUCGGCCCCCGCAUCUGUCUGACCGUUCAUUUCGGCGGAAGAAGGACUCCGUGGAGAGUCACCCGACCUGGGUGGAUGACACUCGGAUCGACGCAGAUGACAUCGUGGAGAAGAUCAUGCAAAGCCAAGACUUUACGGACGGCAGCAACACUGAGGACAGCAACCUCCGGCUGUUUGUGAGCCGUGAUGGCUCUACCACGCUGAGUGGCAUCCAGUUGGCCAACAGGGUCUCCUCUGGGGUCUAUGAGCCUGUCGUAAUCGAAAGCCAUUGAGGAGCAGGCGUCCAGCCUGGAGAAGGGCCCUGCCUUCGUGGGCAUCCAGGCCCGCAGCAUUCCACGAGGGACCUUCCGCUUCGGAUCACCUUCCGCGCCACAUCUCAUCUGUGCCUCCUCCGUGCACUCCAGCCCCGCUCCUGCCCCAAAGCAUCAUUCCACUGUCCUCCCAUCCAUGCCGGGACCCUCCUGGCCUGCCAGGCCCCGGGCACCACUGUGAAUAUUCUCCUCUGAACCACUAGGGGGGCAGGCCAUGCAGGCCCACGAAGCAGGUGGACAAGACCAAGAUGGCCGGGACUGCCCCGCUGGAGACCAGUUGGGCCCCUCAGUGGGGACAUGCAGUGGCAUCUCUGCGCGGGGAUGCCUGUGGCUGAAGGGCCUCUUGCCCCGUGUCCCUGCUCACCCCAGGAGCAUUGGCUCAGCCGUGCCCUGGCAGGGCCUUGCUCCACCACCCCCUUGCCCUUGGGAGGGCCGGUCCACCCCCAGAAUCCCGCCACCAUGGCUCCCUGACUGCUUAGUGCUUCAGCUGUCCCUUCCCUGUGUCCUGGGGGACCCGCUGGCGGCCUUCUCCUGGGAACCAAGACCACCCACGCUCCACAUUGAAACCCCCUCCCCCAACGAAUGUUCUCCUGCUGCCCCGGCAGCCUGCACUUUGCACAUGCUCGUCUCCAGCACAGCCCCCCUGGCCCUUGCCUGCCUUUCCCUUGAGCCCUUCGCAAGGAUUCCCUGGCACUGCCUGCUGUGCAGCCAGCGCCUGCCUCUAGCGGUCCGGCUGGAACGUGGCACCGCCUCUCCCCCUGUUUAGCUCCAGCUCAGGCCUGAGCCCAUGUCGAGAAAGGUCUGAGCAUCGAUGGUGGCUCACCUCUGCUCGGGGCUGGAUCCUGAGCAGCUGGUUUCCUGUAGGAAGCCAGGGAAGGUGCCUCCCAAACCCUUAGAGGUUGAGAGUCUGGCUGGGCUGGGCUUGGCAAGCAAAGCCCCCUCUCCCUCCCGCAGGGUCAGCUAGCCCAGGCUGGGGCCGAUGCUGAGAGGCAGGUGGGCUGUGACCGGACUGGCCCGGAGCUGGCUUCCUGGCCAGAAAAGCCUCAGCCCUCCUCUGGAAGCAUCCCUCUCUCUGGGCGAAGGCGAGGUGGGGAGCAGUCUGGCCCUGCCCCCACCCCUCGCUAAAGCCUCUGCUGUCUGCACCCCACCCCUCCCGUCUUCCUUACUUGCUUGAAAAUGGGUUCUGACUGCCAGCCAGUCCCUGGACAGACUUCCCUGCCACCCUGAAAUUUCACUUAUUUUGUGUGAACCCAGCAGGCUGGUGUUUACGUACUCCUAUACCUUUUUUCUUUUUAACAUUUCAUUUCCUCUUUUCUUUCUUUCUUUCUUUUUUUUUUUUUUUUGAGUUCACAGUUUGGUAUUUUCUCCUCCCCCCCGGUGAGGGGAGGUGGUUCUGUUCUCUGCCCUACCUGCUACCUGCUGGCUGGGUCCCAGCAGGACUAGGGAUCUAGAUGGGGGGGGGGGGGGCAGGAUACUGGUUCUCUCCCUGGUGGGGUGCAGGUGCCGGUGGGGUGUCCUCCCCAGGCUGGGAGGGCUCCUUGCCCUUAUGCUCCAGCUGGCAAGAAUUGGAGCCUUUGUCUUGGAACCUCCUGGCCUUGGGAGGAGAGCAUUUCUAGGAUUCGUUGUCAUUGUUUUUAAUCCCCUAACUCUUAGAAACUGAAUGUGAGGAGGCUCUUGCUAAGACAGGACAGAGUACUUGCUGUGGCUGGAGAGGGCUCUGGUUAGCCCUGCGGGUCCCUUCCUGCCCCGCAGGCACCUGGCGCUUUACAAGGAAGCUGGCUGUGCAGUCUCCAGGUGAAGUGACCCCCAGAAAACGAGAGAGCCCUCUCCUUCCCUUCUGUGUCUGCGUGACCUUUGCCCAAUGGGGAAGCGCAUUCAGGGUGUAUUUGGGGUCUGGCUCAAAGUUGCGGGCUUCAGGCAUAAAACAGCCAGUUCUGGUGCUGUUGGGACUCCCCCAAACCCCAGCCCCACCCAAGUCGAGGUCUGGGCUUGACAGACACCCCAGAAGCAGACAGAGCCUGCCACAUUCUUCCAUGCCAGUCUCUGGGCCAGGGUAAUUGGACUGAGAAUUCGGCCACAUCCAAAUUAACACUAGCUGGAGCCAGAGGCCUGGAGCCCUUUCUUCAAUCUCUGGUCUUCUCAAGCUCGGUGAAUUCCCGCCAGGCACCCACAGCUCCUGGACGUAAAAUGCUAUAUAUAGAGAAAGACUAUAUUAAAGAUAUUUUUGGAAAGGAAUCAGUCUAUGCAAUGCCAGUUUGGAAUCUUCUUGAAAGACAGUUUAACGUUUUUACUAGGAGAUUUAAAGAAAAUAAAAGUCUACAAUAUUUUUAGGUUACUUUUUUUGUGGUCACCCCAAACUGACCACAUGGUGUGGUCUGCUGGGAUGGAGAUCUUCUGUGUUCUCCUCUCUCUUAGAGGGUUGAGCUGGGAAAUGGGGGGGUGGGAGGGGGUAUCUUUUUUUUUCUUUUGGUCUUUUUUUUUUUUUUUAACCCCCUCCUUUCUAACAGAAUGUUGCCGCCACCACCGCCCCUUAUUCAGAAGGCUGUGUUUGUAUCUCUGUCUCCCGGCUUCUGUUGUAGAAAAUCACAUUGUAAGGGGAAAUCAGCCUAGUGUCAGUGUCUUGGUUGGGGGGAAAAAAAAUUAAAUGUCGCAAUUUUUGUUUGUUA